CUCCUUUAGACUUGUGGCGUCAUGUUUCUGUGAAGGGGUGGGGGCGCGUAGAGCAGGGAGGUGGAGUUUCCUCCAGAGUUUCUAACUUGUUUUUGAGCUCACUAAUAUUUCAGACUCCUUUGACAAAGCUUAUUUUUUAUUUAUUUUGUAAAAACGCCUGUAAAGGAUGUGGACGGCGUGCAGCACAGUCAUGCUUCACCUGCUCAAAGGGUUGCUUUUGUUUUCUUGUCUUAGUUCAGCACUUCCCUCUCAAAAUGACUCCAGGCCUCUCCUGCGGACGUUCUCGGGUCACUUUGUGAUGGUGAAGGAUAAGCCUGUAGAGGAUAUCGACCUGGACAUCAUGGGUGGAAGUGGAGGUUCAGGCAUGGAGACAGAGCAGGAGGCCGGAAAGUGGCACAGCCAGCGCCGCCAACCUCCAGAGCAGUACUUUGUGUCAGAGGAAGCUAAAGGGUUUCUCCAGGGUCGCCUGGCAACAACCUUUGUCCCAACCGUUUACACCCUGGUCUUCAUCAUCAGUGUGCCCCUCAACCUUGUUGCCAUGGUGAUGUUUGUGCGCUACAUCCGUCCCAAGAAGGCUGCUGUGAUCUACAUGCUGAACCUGGCCUGCGCUGACCUGCUUUUUGGCCUGUUCCUUCCUUUCAGAAUAGCCUACCAUUACCAUGGCAACGACUGGAUCUAUGGCUCCUUCAUGUGCAGACUUGUCACGGCCUCCUUCCACUGCAACAUGUACUGCUCCGUCCUGCUGGUCACAUGCAUCAGCAUUGACCGUUUCCUGGCUGUGGUUUACCCCAUGGACUCUCUGAAGUGGCGCAGCCCUCAGACCGCCGCGGCUGUGUGUGCCGCCAUGUGGCUCCUGUCCCUGGGUGGUGUCUGCCCCCUCCUCAUGUCAACACAGACCGUACAGUUGUCAGAUCUGGGGAUCACCACCUGUCACGAUGUGCAGGGAGUAGAAAAGCUUCAAGGUUUCUACCUCUACUUCUUUCCCAUCUACUCCUCGGUUUUCUUCUUCCUCCCUCUCGUCUUCACUGCAGUCUGUUACAUCCGCAUCCUUCAGACUCUGGCAGAGGCCAACGUGGAGAACCGCUCUAAGAAGAGCCGCGCCAUGGUCAUGGCUGGGACGGUCCUACUGGUGUUUGUGGUCUGCUUCACUCCCACCAACAUCAUCCUGAUGGUUCAUUAUGUUCAGCUGGCCCACAAGUCCAGCGACGGCUCCUAUCAGGCCUACCUGCUGUCAGUGUGCCUGGGCAGCUUCAGCUGUUGUUUGGACCCACUCCUCUAUUACUUUGGCUCAUCUCAGUGUCAGAAACAGGUGAUGACACUGUUGGGAUGUACACGACCGGCAGAGAGCAGCUUGGAGACGCACAACACCAGAGCGGACGGAUCCAGCAAGACGGAGGGUGUUCAGACCAGUCAGGGCAGCCAUUACAGCAGGCUGGAGGCCUGAAGAACGCUUUGAGAUCCUCCUCAAGGAUUCAUAGUCGAUAGAGUUUUUUAUUCUACAUGUUGGACAAUGGAAUAUAUUGGUUUUAUAUUGGGAUAAUACCGAAAUAUUUUAAUAUCCAAAAUAAGAAAACAACGUGAAUAUAACAUUUUCCAUUCUGUAAGAGAAUACAUCUUAAGUUUCAUUCUUAAAAUCUGUAAAUAUGAAAUUGUAAUGCAAAUUUCACACUCUGGUAUGUUAGAGAACUAUAUAAAAGUGUUUUUACGUUCAUUUAUAUUUUAUUGAUGUGAUGUACAGUCAGAAAUAAAGAUACUUUUGCUCACUUGAUGGAUGAAACAUCAUCCAAAUUGAUAGUUUAUUUUGUAAUUUUACAAUUUGGUCUAAAAGUAUUAAAAUGUGAUUAUUUCUCUUUA
Molecule: messenger RNA, 1854 nt
Organism: Oryzias melastigma (Indian medaka)
Lineage: Eukaryota; Metazoa; Chordata; Actinopteri; Beloniformes; Adrianichthyidae
Gene: f2r
Product: coagulation factor II (thrombin) receptor
Exons: 2
Coding region: 167-1444 (425 amino acids)
Biological process (GO): positive regulation of Rho protein signal transduction; positive regulation of blood coagulation; blood coagulation
Cellular component (GO): membrane
Molecular function (GO): thrombin-activated receptor activity
Source: RefSeq, a predicted model, not a curated record